Molecule: messenger RNA, 474 nt
Organism: Alternaria infectoria
Lineage: Eukaryota; Fungi; Ascomycota; Dothideomycetes; Pleosporales; Pleosporaceae
Exons: 2
Coding region: 1-474 (157 amino acids)
Source: RefSeq, a predicted model, not a curated record
AUGUACAAUCGGUAUGCUGAGUCGGCGAGAGUUAACUGGACGCUGAACUUUGCGGCGAGCGACCCACAACACAAAGCCGAGUGGAUGGAGCUCAUGACACCGAAGAGCGUUGGCUUGAUACUGCGAAGCAUCAAAACAGACUACAAGGUGACCGUACUGCACAAGCUUCGAGACAAACCGACACAAGACACCGAUCACUUCAUCUUGGACGUACUAAUCCUCUCAGAGGCCCAGCGUCGACCAGCAGCGCGAUGCACCGAAGACAUUGUCGUGUACGACUAUCGAACAGCGAAGAAGUCCCCACUGCCGUCUUUUAUGAUCCAGAAGUUCCAAGAUACAUUCAACCUACAGGAACAAGCGAAAGACAAGAACAGCAUUAGGGUCAGAGGGCUAUUGGAUCGAGUUAGGGAAUUAGAGAAGGGUAGCUGGGAUAGACCGGAUGCUAAAGAAGACUUUGGUAGCGCGGCUCCGUAG